UCUGCCUGGCUGGCUCGCUAUACUUUGUCACUACUCGUUGUCGUCGCCGACCACCAUGGUCCGUCAUGCCAUUUUUUAUUAUGAUUUGGCUGCAUACAUACAUACAUAUGUACUUACCCAAGACGAGGGGUUCAUCCCCUCACAAAACGAUCAUCGCCAUCAGGGUGGGAAGAAGAAGACAAACAACAAUAACAACCACCCCCUCUUUGGGAAUGGUGUGUUGUUCUUUUUCGCUGGAUGGAUACCGCAGUGCACGUCGGCCUCAUUUCCUUGGGCGAUUCAUCGUCUGGUCUUGUUCCCCCACCAACUGCCGUCUAGCCCACUCUUUUAUUCCCAUCGUUGUUGAUCUGCCCCUCCAUACCAUUGUGAAUUCAUUGCCAAAGACGGCCAAGGAGCAGCAGCAUCCACGUAAUGCAUCCAUCUACAUAUUGAUACUAAUACUUAUGUAUCUAUCUAUGUAUGUGUGUACACGUAGUACACCGUAGACGUCCAUGUGGGUGUGUAGGUACAUGUCGACAUGUACCCAAGCAGCUAGAGGGGCAUCUGGCACUGCAUCACGUGGGGAGGCUUGCAUAACAUUGCGACGGCGUCGUGAAAAGCAUGCACGGCGAUGCAGGCGCCCGCCAGCAGUGC
Molecule: messenger RNA, 633 nt
Organism: Periconia digitata
Lineage: Eukaryota; Fungi; Ascomycota; Dothideomycetes; Pleosporales; Periconiaceae
Source: the annotation of a GenBank genome assembly